GAAAGAGAAAGUGCAGCAGAGAGAAAAGAAAAUUCUUAUACUUGGAAUAGAGAUAGCAAAAUCAAAGCAACCAACAAAUUAGAUCCUCCUGCUUCAUUAUUGAACAAAAGAAACAAAAAUAAGGAGAAUAUAAAACCCAAUUACAGAAACUACAGUAAGAGGGCUUUGAAGAGUCAGCCAACUCAAGAGGAUUUGGUUCAAUCCAUACUACUGCAAAUUAUAGGCAGACUGGACAAGCUAGAAGGUCAAGACAGCUCAUUUUAUAGAAUAUUCGCAAGAGACGAUCUUGCGAAUCGCUCCUAA
Molecule: messenger RNA, 303 nt
Organism: Dentiscutata heterogama
Lineage: Eukaryota; Fungi; Glomeromycota; Glomeromycetes; Diversisporales; Gigasporaceae
Source: the annotation of a GenBank genome assembly